Molecule: messenger RNA, 6226 nt
Organism: Actinia tenebrosa (Australian red waratah sea anemone)
Lineage: Eukaryota; Metazoa; Cnidaria; Anthozoa; Actiniaria; Actiniidae
Product: sortilin-related receptor
Biological process (GO): post-Golgi vesicle-mediated transport
Cellular component (GO): membrane; Golgi apparatus
Molecular function (GO): protein binding
Source: RefSeq, a predicted model, not a curated record
UUGCUGGAGGUACCAGGACAUGCUAAGACAACAAAACGACUGUGUCAAAAUGGAGCAAGGAAGCAGAAUAUUCUCUUUUCUAGCUCUCUUUAUCCUACAUACUGUCUCUGCAGAUCAAGGUUUUGCAGGAUAUUAUCCCUCAGUGCUUGUUCAACGUCGACAACCAUUGCCUGGAGCGCCGUCUAAGUUGCAUGAGAUCAACUAUGAACCGACUCCUUCGACACUGAAAAACCGCGAUCUUGAUGUUGACAAGAUCUUCAAGAAGUUUGAAAAGCGUUCUAGGCGCUCUAUUAACCCAGACUUUAGCCCAACAAUAGUCGAGAUGAAUUUAAAUGACAGUCAUCACAAGGCGUAUGUACACUGGUCUGGCGAUAACCAUGAAACAGUUGUUGUACUAACUGUUGAUCCAGUCAUGACCUCAAGAAGCACCAGUGCUGUAUGGAUCUCCAGAGACUAUGCUCAGACCUUUGAAAAUUAUACUCAUUAUUUUAACCUUUCUAAUGGUGCUCCAGCGCAGAUAAAUUUGUUCUUUUCUUCUCCCAUUGAUAAAACAAAGUACAUUUUUACAGACAGAAAGAAUAAGAUGAUUUACAGCACUACUGAUGACUGCAGGACGUUUGAAGGCACAGCAAUAUCAUUCUCACCUGAUGAUAUUUCCUUCCAUGUUUCCAACCCAAAUGUGGUACUUGCUUAUGACAAGACUUCUUCUGUCAAAAGGGGGAGUUUCUCCAUAUGAAAGUACAGAUACGUUGUAUAUUGAGCGUCAAACAGGUAGCAAAUCUGUGGUUGUCAAAACUGACUAUAACACAAAUACUGCAGUGUCUCUGAUCUCAGGAGUGACCAACUUUGAAGUGAUGAAUGAAUACAUGUUUGCUACUAAGCCUAAAAGCAGCCGCACCUCUGAUGGCUUAAUCCUGAUGGUAUCCUUAAACCGUGGUCCAUUCAGAGCUGCUCAAAUACCAACACAGAUGCCAUCAAUGGACUUCCUAGUGUGUGAUGCUUCAGAGAAGCAGGUGUUUUUAGCAGUAAGCCACGACCAGAGUACCACACACCUGUACAUCUCAGAUACAUCAGGGAUUAAGUACACAUUAUCGUUAUCUAGAGUGCUGUACUUCUCUUACAAAACUGGAAAUCCUUGGUUACGACGGUACAUCAGCUAUUCGUUUGUUGAUGUGCACAAAGUGGCAAGUCUAAGGGGUGUGUACAUUGCCACUCAACUGACUCCAGGGAGAGUGGGACGCCGUCACCUGGUAUCUGUGAUAACCUUCAAUAAAGGAGGAGAGUGGAAGCUACUUGAAGCACCAAAGGUGGACAGUCUUGACAAGCCAUUGAACUGUUUAUUGCCCAACUGUUCUCUUCAUGUUUCUCAAGAGUUUGGUAGUAAAUACCCUUACACCAGAUAUUCACCAAUGAUCUCCAGCGAAAAUGCUCCUGGUCUUGUCAUGGCAAUGGGUACAAUGGGAAAAAAUCUUCAGAUGAAUGCAGAUGUCUUCUUGUCUUCCAAUGGUGGUUUGACUUGGCAUGAGGUACUGAAAGGAUCUUUUUAUUACAACAUUGGUGACCAUGGUGGCAUUCUGAUUGCAGUUCCAAGGUGGUCUCCAACAAACCUGAUAUACUACAGCUGGAAUGAAGGAGAGACAUGGCUUACAACGAAAUUCCUUGAUACUGAAAGAAUGCGGGUGUAUGGACUUCUAACAGAACCAGGACAAAAAAACACCAAGUUCACUAUCUUUGGCUCUCAUAUCCAGAAACAUGAGUGGACUGUAGUGCAUGUAGAUCUGAGGAAAGCAUUAGGAAAAACAUGUUCUACUCAAGACUACAAGUUGUGGAGUCCAAGAGAUGAGAGAAACUCGUCUGCGUGUCUGUUGGGGGUAGCAGCCAAAUAUCAGAGACGUAUUGCACAUGCUCACUGCUUUAAUGGAUAUGAUUUUGAGCGUGCAGUGUCACAAUCCCCUUGUCCUUGUGUGAGGGAGGAUUUUGAAUGUGAUAUGGGUUAUGUGCUGAGUGGAGACUCAUGUAUAUGGGAUACAACAAGUGGGUUGCAGCCCACUUCCAUGCCAUCAUACUGUCCUGCAGGCACCUUCUAUACUAGAACCAAGGGGUAUCGUAAAGUGGCUGGUAACGGUUGUGUAGGAGGCAAAGAAGAUCUCUAUUCACCUGAAAGAGUUUCUUGUCCAGUUUCUUCCUUGCCAGAGUUCAUUCUGUAUGCCCAACAGGCUGCAAUCAAGCGACUAAGCCUCCCAUACUACUACCAAACCACUCUUCCCCUGACUGGUCUGAGGCAAACUAUUGCUGUUGAUUUUGACUACAAAGACAACUGUGUUUAUUGGGCUGAUAUUUCACUGGAUACCAUUAGUAGAGCUUUCUUGAAUGGAUCUGGAAUUGUUCAAACUCUGCAUACUGGCCUACGUCAAGUAGAGGGUCUGGCACUUGAUUGGCUGGGCAACAAUAUUUAUUGGGUAGAUGCUGGUGCCAAGAAAAUUGAAGUUUCUAGAAAAGAUGGACGGUAUCGUAAAGUACUGUUUACAGGGGGAUUGGACAGGCCUAGAGCUCUUGUACUGGAUCCUAAGGUUGGGUACAUGUACUGGUCAGACUGGGGAGCCAAACCAGUUAUCGCCAGGGCUCACUUGUCAGGUGAUAAUCGCACUGACAUAAUCAGCACUGACUUGCGCUGGCCUAAUGGUGUCACCAUAGAUUUUGUAGACAAGAAGAUUUAUUGGACGGAUGCUGGAAAGGAUAGGAUAGAGCGAGCAAACUUAGAUGGAUCAAACAGAGAGGUAGUGGUGUCUGUUGGUAUUCCUCAUCCUUACUCCAUCUCCAUAUAUAGAGACUCCAUGUUCUGGGAUGACUGGUCAACACACUCUAUCAUGCGAGCACAGAAAAGAAGAGGUGACAUGCGUAGGGUUGUGAAAAAUGGCUUAAGAGGAAUCAUGGACCUCAAGGUCUUUCAUCGAGACAUACAACAAGGUAGCAAUAACUGUUCUAGCCAGAGUAAGUGCAACUUCUUGUGCCUUGCUUCACCCACCAGACCAUUCUACACAUGUGCCUGCCCUGAUAACAUGCGUACAGUCACCUCAUUGUCUGGAAGGGUUACUUGUGAGUGCCUUAAUGGAGAAGAUUUAAUCAAUGGAGAAUGUCAGGCAAGAAGUGGUACUUGUGCUACAAAUCAGUUCCUGUGUAACAACAAAAAAUGUAUUCCUACAACCUGGCGGUGUGAUCAUGAGAAUGACUGUGGUGAUAAUUCUGAUGAACAAGGAUGCCCCUACUCAACGUGCAAGCCAACAGAUUUUAGGUGUACCAGCGGUACUUGUAUCAGACAGUCCUGGAGGUGUGAUCAUGAUGAUGAUUGUGGAGACAUGUCUGAUGAAAGGAACUGCACCUUUCCUACUUGUGGACCUUCCCAGUUCACAUGUGAUAACAAUCGUUGCAUAUGAACAUGUUCAUCUAGUCAGUUCACAUGCAGGAAUGGAAGGUGCAUCUCGAGAAGAUGGAUAUGUGAUUCAGACAAUGAUUGUGGAGACUUUUCAGACGAGAUUGGAUGUGCAACCACUACACCUCCUUUCACUACCUCACAUUCCACCACAGCACGAUACUGUCGAAGUUGGGAAUUUACCUGUGGAAAUGGAAGAUGUGUUCUAUAUUCCCAAUGCCAUGAUGGUAUCAAUGAUUGUGGAGACAACACUGAUGAAACGCAAUGCCACGUCACUUGUUCAAGCUCUCAAUUCACUUGCAAAAAUGGGAAAUGUAUUCCGCAGUUAUGGAAGUGUGAUAAGUWCAAUGACUGUGGAGACUACUCAGAUGAGAUUGGAUGUAAAUAUGGAACAUUGUCUCCAACGACAGCCAGAGCUUGCAAUUUUUGGGAAUUUAGCUGUUUAAAUGGAAGAUGCGUCGAUCGAUUUUUAUGUCAGGAUGGAGUCAAUGACUGCGGAGACAACUCUGAUGAGACAAAAUGUGUUGUCAGUACAACUGCUCCCCUGGCAUGCCCAACAGGAUGGAUGCAUUGCUCAAAUGGCAGCAAAUGUGCUAAAAAGUGUAAUGGAAUAUCUGAAUGUUCUGAUGGAUCCGACGAGAAGGGUUGUGUGUUUACCACGGCAACUUCACCAACAAGCACAUGUGCUCUGAAUCAGUACCAGUGUGGAGAUGGAAGCUGCGUACCUAAAAACAGUGUGUGUAAUGGGGUAGUAGAAUGUCACGAUCAUACUGAUGAAUUAGGUUGUGAAGGAGGAUCAAUGCUUCCUUCAAAAUGCUUGAAUGUUUCGACCAGUCAAUUUCUGUGUGAUGAUAACACAGUAUGCACCCCGCUUAGUCUUCGCUGUGAUGGUUAUCAUGACUGUAACGACAAAACAGAUGAGCUGRACUGCGACAACACUCUUGCAAUAAGCUUAGUCCAGACGAUUACUAAUGCAAGCACUUGCUGUGUUUAUAUAUCCUGGACACUAAAAAAGGAAGGCUUGACAAAAUGGUUCAACAUAACAGGGCACAAGAUUUCCUACUGGCCCAAGGUUUUACAUGGGGAGGACAUUGAUCAGAUUUCUGCAAGCAAGUACAACAAGACACUUUACAUGGGUCCCCCAAGUUCCCAUGUAUUUAGAGACCUUGAAAUCUGUUCUGAGUACGAGAUCCAAAUACGAGUGUUAGGAUCUCGAUUUUAUGGACCAUGGACGGAGCCUGGAAAAAUCAAAACCGCCGUUGCAAAAACCAGUGCACCGCUUGACAUAGGAACAGUGAGAAUCAGCAACACCUCACUACAAGUGAAGUGGAGUGCACCAAAAACAAUAUGUCAAAAAAUAACCAUGUACAAGGUAACGUAUUUAAACAGUACAUGGAACGAAACCCAUCUAAGCCAUGACCGUAAGAUAACCAUAGAAGACGUCGAUCCUUUUCACAAUUACACUAUAACGGUGGUUGCCCUAAGUACAAAAGGUGAUAAAGUAUUUACAGGCAUACCAGCAACAGCUUCAUUUACUUUUUCUUCACCCCUGCCACAUAAAUUCAGUAAGUUAGCAUGGGCCAUACCCGUAGGGAUCGUGGGCCUGCUACUGUUGUUGCUACUAGCGUAUUUUGUACGCAAAUCUCAUCGUCUUCAGCGGUCAAUGUACGUUCUGUUGACAAGGAACUCUGAGGCUGGGGGUGAAGUGACUUUUCAUUCUGACGAAGAUGACCCCUUAAUACGUGGUUUUGCUGAUGAUGUCCCAUUGGUGACUGCCUAACAUGUUUUAUACUGCACCCGACAUGUUUUCACAAGCAAUAUAGGGGCAUGUAGGUUUUAGCUGUUCUGCGUUAAACGUGAAAAACCUUCUAGUAAGUUUGAUUGCCACAUGGGGGUGUGRACAGAGAACACUUCUGGAAAAGAGACAAAUUCUGGACAUAAMAAAGUUUGAAAGAUCAGUGAAAAGGAGCUCUCAAAUAGGAGGCAAACUUGCCACCCUCCAUAUUUCACUCCCACCCCCAAACCCGCCCACGCACGCUGAUUUAUGGCCACACCCAAAUGCUAUUCGCACCAGUCCCUUUCAAAGCGAGUAUAAAUAAGAGUGCCCCCAUCCGUCACUCUCACUCUUCACACCAGUAGCCGCUUCUCGGCAAGCAAGUGUCGCCAGGGAUUUUGUGCAUUCCUAUCUUGCCCUUUCACCAUCGUCGCACGACGAUCGUGUUCGGUUGACCCUCCCUGUUUUACCCACCCUAUGUGUCCUUUUCCUUCAUGUCACCGAUUGCGGUCGUUGUUCACCCCCACUCUUAGUUAGACGAGUGUGAAAGGGACUGAUGCAAAUAGUAUAUUAUUAGAACUAGACCCUGAAUGCCAUAAAAUUGCCCAGUAUAGAUUUUUGAAAUAUUUUUGGCUAGAAAUAUAAAAAACGUAUUUGCUGGUAAAUGUUAAAUCGUAAUCGUAAUCGAACCCCUAGAAAUUGUAGACACCAAAUCCACUAUUAUCAAACCUACCGAAAGUAAACUUCACUUCCGGUAGGAACUUCCGGUUUUUUGUUGAUCACUCCAGAAGUCAAAAUAAUGUAGAAUAUAUGAAAAUGAAUGAGAAUUGAAAAUCAUUUAAGUAUUGCAGCUAUGUAUUUUAUAAACAUUAUGAAAUACUAGAACCUUAUUAUAAAGAGAAAAGCUUCCCUUGAUUGCGCUGUGACUUUACUCUCUAAAUACUCAUCAUUAUUGCAGCUAAAAGUAUGUUAAAUCACUAAUGUAAAAUAGAUAAUUAAAUUAAAGAUUGUCACACUUGUAA